Phytophthora nicotianae INRA-310 is the source of this 1337-nucleotide messenger RNA. RefSeq lists its product as hypothetical. The transcript is spliced from 4 exons. The record is from RefSeq and is a predicted model, not a curated record. Bases 240 to 1316 code for a protein of 358 amino acids. Lineage: Eukaryota; Oomycota; Peronosporomycetes; Peronosporales; Peronosporaceae.
UUUCCCUAUUCCCGCCAAAUGCAAUUUGCUCCAAGAUGAGCAACAGCCUGCGCUGGUCGGCUUCUUCUGCGGCCGCAGCGGACAACGAGGACAGCGGGGCCGCUUCCUCCAUCUCGGAUGUGUUUGCAGACAUGCUAACCGUCAACGAGGACUUGAUCGUAGCGGCGGCCGAGAGCCAAGCUGAAGGAGACGUAGAAGGACUUAUCGCGUGAGUGGUCUUGCGUAAUGAAGCUGUAGUAAUGUGUUGCAGUAGUGAACGUGGUGUUUGCUGUAGGUACCAGCGCAUUCUGCACCGAGACCUGAUGGAGAUGGCCGAGUUCAUCGACUCCAUGUUCGGUGUCUACAGCAAUACUAACAGCAACAACAUCAGCAAUCUCACCACGACGAAGAGCGAUGAAUCGGAGCCUCCAGUAGUAGUUGAUCUGACUACCGACGCUGCGAAUGGACAAGAGUCUGCUCCAACAGCGGAGAAAAAUACGACAGCAAAACAGAAAGCGGUAAAAAAGAAAGCGCAACGUGGUGCAUUGCUUACAGCUAUCGAAGCAGGCGAAAGGGUUCGUGAAAUCCAACGAUCCAAGGAGCAAUGGAUCAAGUCGCGACAUCAAGUGCUGGAGGAGGAAGGCGUCAGUGCAAUCAUGAACGAAAAUGCAAAUGGCAUGUUGGAGGUCGCUACUGCAAAGUCAGGAGAGAAGAACACACAACAAGGGAGUGGAGGCAUAGCACUGGCGAAUCAGCUGCGUGCGCACCAACAUAUCGCUGCGUUCUUACAAGCGACGAAAGGAGCUUCUGCACCAGGUUCUGCUCCUCCAAUGGCGCCUAUGAACCUGCUGCUUGCAAACCAGCUAGCUAUGCCUACAGCGACCCCAUCGUUGCCAAUGCCUCCGCACAUAUCACCUAUUCCAAUGGCCAGUAGUGCAGAGCAGCCGAUUAAGCCAGCCAUGGUCGGGAAUAGCGUCCCCAAGAUCGCUCUGCCUCCAGCACACUCAAUGUUCAACAUGCUCUUAGCAUUUCCUGGAGCUCCACAACUGAUGUUCAAUCCUCAAGCCGUGAGAGGGCUGAUGCCAAUGUCGCAGUGGCAACCACAGUUGCAGACGCCUUUACCAGCUCGAAGUGUAGUCCCCGUUCGGCCUCCAGCUAAAACCCCAGAGUUCAAACGAAUGUGCGAAUCGUGCCGCAAACGGCACUUCAGUGUACGGCAAUGUCGUCUUGUGCUUCAACAUACAGACCCUGAAUGGCAACCAGCGCAACCGCCACCAGCAGUUAGACGACGAAGGCGCAAGCCAUCUGCUGCCAAUACCACAAAGCAAGUAACUUAAUAAACUCUUCAAACAGCUCUC